Molecule: messenger RNA, 1046 nt
Organism: Salvia splendens (bonfire salvia)
Lineage: Eukaryota; Viridiplantae; Streptophyta; Magnoliopsida; Lamiales; Lamiaceae
Product: probable CCR4-associated factor 1 homolog 11
Exons: 1
Coding region: 108-947 (279 amino acids)
Cellular component (GO): CCR4-NOT complex
Molecular function (GO): poly(A)-specific ribonuclease activity; nucleic acid binding
Source: RefSeq, a predicted model, not a curated record
UCUUAUCAUCCACUAUAAAAUCCCUUAAUUUCUCUCAAUCCUCCAACACCUACAAAAUAAAAAUCAACUCAAGCUUAUCCAAACCCUCGAAUUUUCCGAUCUCCGAUAUGGUUUCCGACAACCUUAAAAACGACGGCGGCAAACCUAUAAAGAUCCGAGAAGUCUGGUCCGAGAACCUCGAAUCCGAAUUCGACCUCAUCUCCGACCUAAUCGAUCGAUACCCCUUCAUAUCCAUGGACACGGAGUUCCCCGGCGUCAUCUUCAAGCCCGCACCGCUGCCCCGAAACCUCCGCAGACCAUCCUCCACAGAUCACUACCAUCUCCUGAAGUCCAACGUGGACGCCCUGAACCUCAUCCAGCUCGGAAUCACGCUCUCCGACGCCGCCGGCAACCUCCCCGACCUCGGCGGCGGCGAGCGCUACAUCUGGCAGUUCAACUUCGCGGACUUCGACGAGGCGCGUGACCCGCACGCGCCGGACUCGAUCGAGCUGCUGCGGGCCCACGGGAUCGACUUCGAGCGGAACCGGGCCGAGGGGGUCGACUCGGCCCGGUUCGCGGAGCUGAUGAUGAGCUCCGGCCUGGUCUGCAGCGACGCGGUCAGCUGGGUCACGUUCCACAGCGCCUACGACUUCGGAUACCUGAUGAAGGUCCUCACGCGGCGCCCGCUCCCCGCCCGGCUCGGGGAGUUCGCGGCGGCGCUGAGGGCGUUCUUCGGGAGCAACGUGUACGACAUCAAGUACUUGAUGCGGUUUUGUGAGAGCCUGUACGGCGGUCUGGACCGGGUGGCCCGGGCUCUAGAUGUGGACCGGGUGGUGGGAAAGUGCCAUCAGGCUGGUUCGGACAGUCUGCUGACGUGGCACGCCUUUCUGAGAAUGAGGGAUUUGUAUUUUGUGGAGCGGGAUCACGAGAAGUAUGCUGGGGUGCUGUAUGGACUAGAAGUGUAUUGAUUAAUUAGAAUAAGUAUUUCUUGAUUUGAUAAGGGUAACUGUAGUCUGUACAAAUUGUUGAUAUUUAAUCAAGAAUUUUAUUUAUUAUUUAUAAGAAAA